AUGUCCGUCGAGGUGAAACAUCUGAAUGCCGACUCAUCUUUCCUACUCAUCUUUUCUCCCGAGGGCCGUGCUCCUCGAGCAGACCUCACCUCUGCAAAUGGGGCCUUUUCAGUCCUGAUAGAUCCAUGGCUUGUCGGCCCCUCCAUCAUAGCCGCGCCCUGGUUUGCAAAGACAGAGCACAGAAUACCAAGUGCUAUCCAACACCUCUCCGAGAUAGGGGAACCCGACGUCGUGAUUGUGUCACAGAAUAAACCUGACCAUUGCCACAAGCAGACACUCCUCCAGCUUCGUCCUGAUGGGAAAACUGUCAUUGUCGCUGAGCCGAGUGCUGCAAAGACAAUCAAGAGCUGGAAUUACUUUGAUCCGAGCAGAGUCCGUGGUGUCCCCAAAUAUGAUCCCAAGUUCAAAUUUGGUCAGUCCUUGCGACUGCACGUGCCUCCAAUCUCGCCUCUCGGCUUCCCAGGUGAACUCAAUAUCACGUUCAUUCCAGCGAAAGACUAUAUGACAGGGUUGCAUAACGCGUUUGGAAUCACAUAUCAGCCCCCAACGCACAACAAAGCAUUUGCUCCCGUCGCCACGAUUGAUCUGCCUCCAACCACAAGAUACUUCCACAUGCCUUUGACUCCAGUGACGAUGCCGUCUUCGAGUCCUCCUCCACCCAUGUCGUCCCCUGCUGUGCGACCUGUCUCAUUUGACCAACCGGUUAGAGAUCGAACUAUUGUACUGAGUCCGCGGCUGUCGCAGAUCAGAGGACACCGGCCACGGUUGCCCAAGGCUUCGAACACGGCUUCGUUCAGACUACCGGCAUCACCCAUUAAACCUUUUAUCGAAGUCGACCCAAGACCAGAUACCGGAGAAAUCGUGGAGCGGAUUCUGACGCUUCCACGUCCGUCACCACGCCUGAGGUUUUCCGUCCCUUUCAAACUGGAUCCUCCCCCUUCCACAUUUGCACAGGCUUUGCCUACUCCGCCAGAUUCUCCAGGCACCAUAACAGUUGCUACACGCGAGUCCACGUCCCCUCCUCCGACGGCAUUAUUCCCCUCCAGUACUGUGUUUCAUGGACGCAAACCAUCCAGUCGUUCCCAUCAAGAUUCUGUAUCUAGUCCGGUCCCAGCGCUGAACAUGUCUCCCGUCACCCCGGGUCGUCCUAAGGCCAUAUCGAUCAUCUACUCGCCGCAUGGUCUUCCUCUGGAUGACCUUCGGCCAUACAUCGAGAAUCACCUCGUUCGACUACCAGGCGCGCUCCCAUUGACCGUGCUUUUCCACUCCUUUGAUCAUGCCCAGAACCCGUGGUAUCUUGGUGGCAACAUCAUGACAGGUGUGCACGGCGGGGCUGAGAUUGCUCGCACCCUGAUGGCGCGUUGCUGGAUCAGCGCGCACGAUGAGCCGAAAGACGACAGCGGUCUCAGCGUGAAGAAAUUGCGUGUCAAGCGCGUCACAGUGGAUGAGGUCGCAGAGAGUUUAUGGGAAGGUGAGCAUGGCCAGUGGUUGAAGGAAAAAGGAUGGACGUGUGAUGUCAGGAGCCUUGAGGUUGGUAAAAAGAUGGUCAUUGCCCCAGAAAAGGAGACGUCUUUCCCUCCAGUCUAG
This is a messenger RNA of Capronia epimyces CBS 606.96, 1587 nucleotides long. RefSeq lists its product as uncharacterized. The record is from RefSeq and is a predicted model, not a curated record. Bases 1 to 1587 code for a protein of 528 amino acids. NCBI's taxonomy places the organism in Eukaryota, Fungi, Ascomycota, Eurotiomycetes, Chaetothyriales, Herpotrichiellaceae. The transcript has a single exon.